UUAUCUGACCUUGCCGGUAUAUCGUGACAUCGACUCUCUCUCGGCACAGAUUAACCGAGCGUUAAUCGAAGUGGUACUACAAUUUACGGCAAAUUACAACGUGUGUAAUUGUUUAAUACGCUCUUUAAGCGAUAGUAAACAUUGUAGUCGAGUAAUUAUCGAAAUUCACUCAAAACCGUCAAAACAAUAUCAGCUGAAUAUCAAUCAGGCAGCGGAGUUGUGAAGUUAGUUGCUUUUCAACAACAUGGCUUCGAGAGAGGAAAAACUAGAAAUCAUCAAAAAGUCCAUCAGGAAUUACAACGAUUUCCCGAAAGAAGGCAUCAUGUUUUGGGAUAUUUUCUCGGUCCUGAAGGACCCGAAGGCGUUUCAGCUAUUAAAGGAAGUACUCAUAGAUACGGUUAAAGAAAUCCAGCCGGGUGUCGAUUGUGUAGUAGGAAUGGACGCGAGGGGGUUCAUAUUCGGCUCGUUUCUGGCCCUCGAGCUGCACGUGCCCUUCGUGCCCAUCAGGAAGAAAGGGAAAUUGCCCGGGUGCACCUUCAUGGCCUCUUACACCAAAGAAUACGGAGAAGACACGCUAGAAAUCCAAGUGGGAUCGAUCAAAAAGGGCCAAAAGGUGCUGGUAGUGGACGAUUUGAUAGCCACGGGCGGUACCCUGGCGUGCGCCAGCCAACUACUCAGACAAUGCGGCGCAGAAGAUAUAGUUUAUUUAGCUGUAAUGGAGUUGGAGCAGCUCAAAGGGCGGCAGCUCAUCUCCGAUAGUAAGUGCAUCUCUCUGAUUCAAUUGUAAAUAAAUUUUUAUUAAACUUCGUUUUUAACAAUAAAGCGGUUGUUGUUAGUGCAUCACCAAUCGGUGCUGCCUCCGGUGGUGCUCGAUGUGAACCU
This is a messenger RNA of Phyllotreta striolata, 882 nucleotides long. Lineage: Eukaryota; Metazoa; Arthropoda; Insecta; Coleoptera; Chrysomelidae. The record is from the annotation of a GenBank genome assembly.